Camelina sativa (false flax) is the source of this 946-nucleotide messenger RNA. RefSeq lists its product as uncharacterized. NCBI's taxonomy places the organism in Eukaryota, Viridiplantae, Streptophyta, Magnoliopsida, Brassicales, Brassicaceae. The record is from RefSeq and is a predicted model, not a curated record.
CGCCCACUAAACCACACCCGCCAAAACUCAUCUUCAAUAUAAACCCUAAUCCCCCAAUCUCCCAAUCACUAACUCAUCAUUCUCAAUUUCUCGAUCUCUCAAUCUCUCUCAAUCUGUCAAUCUCUCUGUUCCAUAAAAUCAACAAGAUGAUGACGCCGGUGAAGAAACAUCUCGCAAUCAGACCAGUUGAGUUCUACGGCAACGGGCUUCCACGACCUCGUUUCUUCGAUAAUCCCAAGUUCAACUCUUGCCGUGUUGAUCCGCCACUCUCUGUGUUAGAUCCGCUUCUCACAUGGGCAAGAGACGCUCACUGGUCCAUGGGUGGUCUCAACUUCACUCGUCUCCGUCUCCAGGGCCGAAUCGAAGGAAACGUCAACAAGCUCCGUGCCCAGCUUGAGAAAUCUACCCCUGUGAAACUCGAAUCCGGAGUUUCUGAGAGGAAGAAGAAGAGAUCUGGUUCUGAAUCUCCUCCUCCGGCUCCCGUUAUUGUCAAACGAAGGAGAUACUUAGAUCUGAACGAUUCUGAUGACGAAGAGGAGGUCGGAUCUGAAGAUGAAGGUGUGGUUAGAAUCAGGAGAAAGCUCUCUGAUGAGUUUGAUAGAGUCGCUGAAGACAACAAUGCUCAAGUGGUGGUCAACGCCAACAAGAAAUCAAUUAAAUCGGAAUUGGUUGAGAAGAUUUUGAAGAAGAAGAAGACUGAGAAAGUGAACAAGACGAGUUCAACGAGGACAUCACCAAGAUUGGCUAAGCGUAGAUCCUAAUUUGUUUUCGUAUUAGUCCCCUCUUAAAUCUCUAUGUAGGGUUUAGAUUUGAAGAGUGUAGUCUUUUUUUUUUUUGUAUUUGUGCUUAUAAAUAUGAACUCUGCUUUUCUAUGAAUUUAAACCAAGGAACCAGAUUGAAUGUAUCAAAUUGAUUCUUUGUAUACAACAAAAUUUGAGAAUCAAAA